Penicillium argentinense is the source of this 1953-nucleotide messenger RNA. RefSeq lists its product as uncharacterized. Bases 1 to 1953 code for a protein of 650 amino acids. NCBI's taxonomy places the organism in Eukaryota, Fungi, Ascomycota, Eurotiomycetes, Eurotiales, Aspergillaceae. The record is from RefSeq and is a predicted model, not a curated record. The transcript is spliced from 4 exons.
AUGGACCCAGAGGAAUCCUUUCCGGGCUACGAGCAGACCUUGCCCGUGCUGUCCCGACCUCCAGCGACAACGGUCUGGCGGGCCGCCAGCGAGAGCCCCCAAUCCCAGUUCCAGCCCGACCCCGCGACCGUCCCUCCGACCAGCACUCUCGCCUCAGCUGAGAUACCGCCUAUCAGCUCGGCUGCACCGGCAGCAUCCCAACCGUCAGCUACACAACCUUCACAGGCGGGUCCAACAACCAAAACGGAGCGCAAUGCAGCUUCCAAGGUUCGCAAGCCGCGCAAAGCCGCCAAUGCGUCAGCCGGGAAAUCGACGUUGUUCUGGGUCCAUACAGACCCAGAUUCGGCCUCUGGGGGUACGAAGGAGGAAACGUUGAAGCGGAUUCGAUCCCAUGUGAUGUCGGAACAUAACAGGAAGAAACGGUUGGAGAGUACCAAGCGAUAUAAGGGCAAAUCAUGGAAGCACCUGGCCUUCCAGCCGCCAGAGACAGUCCCUGGGGCCAUGGGGCCGUCCCCUCCGCUCUCCUCGGCAUCCUCUCAGGGCUCCCAAAUGGUCGAAGAGGGGGAAACGAAGCAGGAGUUGACUCCUAUCUACGCCAGUCCCAUGGAAUAUUACUCCGACCUACCCCAACAGUCAUGGAUGAACGAUGGGGUGGUGGGCUACCAGGAUCAAGCAGCGUCACCGGCACUUUGGACUGUGAUUGGAUCAGGUGCCCACGAUCCAUUCAAUACUGGGCAUACACAGCUCACAGAUCGAAUGAUGCGAUACUUGCAAAAUUUCCUUUGGGAUCUGACACAAGAAGCGCAUCCAUUGCAGACUCGGUAUAAGCCAAAGCUGCAAGCCCACUGGGCCGCCCUCAUUCAACGCGACCCGGCCGUUCUGCAUGCGACAAUAUGCGUGGCUACUUCCAAUGCGGCCAUGCAGCGGGGGGAGCUACCCGUUCGAGACCCGAAUCAGAGACGUAGCGCGCUGGUAGUAGACACUUUUCAUCAUCGGGGUGAAACUAUUCGCUUGGUCAAUGAGGGCUUGUCAGAUCCCGUGAAGGCUUCAAGUGAUGAAUUGAUCGCUGCGGUAUCUGCACUCUUGACGAUUGAGAUUGCUUCGGGAAACCCAGACUAUCUCAAAAUUCACUUGGCAGGCUUGCGACAAAUGAUCGGAUUGCGCAAGAACUUUGCCGAGGUUCCACCAGACGUCCGCUUCCAGAUAUCAUGGACGGAUAUUCGAGUCGCAUGUAUGGCAAUGACCAGGCCCAUAUUCCCCUUUGUCCGAUCCACCCGCCCCUUGGGAUUCUCCCUGGUACCGCCCAACGACGACGUCGCCCUACUCGCCACCCGCUUACUUCCAUUAAUCAAGAUCCCUGGAAUAUUCAGUGAAUCUUUUGCUAAAAUAAUAUACGACCUGCUCGAACUUUCUUGGUAUGCAGAGUGGAUCAAGGGCAGCAUGGGAUACAAGGAGUUCAAUGACGAGACCGAGGACUACUUCAACUUCGAGGUGCUCUACGUCGAGUAUUCUCUACACGCAGACCGAUACACGUCCACCGGCCACACUAAGGGCGAUAAUUCCAUUGAAGGAUGCUGCCGGCUGGCUUGUCUGUGCUUCCACAACAGCGCUAUCUGGAGUUUCUACCCUAUGAUUGCACCUCUACUCCCCAAACCCAUCCUUGCACUCCGCGCAGCCCUCGAGGCCACCAUCCCCUCCGGCGUCUUUGCCCUCUGCCGCGACCUUUUAAUCUGGCUGCUAUUCAUUGGCGCAGCAUGCAGUCAAGUCAUGCCGUCGGAACGCACCUACUUUGUAACGGAGCUCGCAACAGCCUGCCGUCUACAUGGCGUGACAUCUUGGCAGGAAGCCCGGUCCAUCCUGCUCGGCUUUUUCUAUGCCGAUCGCGUCCACCUGCCAAUGCUGCGUCAGAUAUGGCAGGAGGUUCAGCUGCAGGAGGACCCGCUGCCUGCAUGA